AUGGCUGCACGGGCGGCCCUGCUGCUGGGGGUGCUGCUGGCGACCCACCGCCCUGGGGAUGCAGCUCUCCUGGAAGCCAACGGCAACCUGAGCUGCCGCUGUGCCAAGACCACCAGGACCUUCGUUUCCCCGCGGAAAUACAGCAGCAUCGAGGUCCGGCCGGUGGGGAGCAGCUGCCGGCGCCUCGAGGUGGUGAUUAAGCUAAAAAGCUCGGAGAGGGUCUGCGUGGAUCCUGACACCCCUUGGGUGAAGAAACUCCUGCAGGACCUCCCUAACCUGAGGAAGAAAGAGGCUCCCCGGUGA
This is a messenger RNA of Gymnogyps californianus (California condor), 303 nucleotides long. RefSeq names its product alveolar macrophage chemotactic factor-like. Bases 1 to 303 code for a protein of 100 amino acids. Gene Ontology annotation, biological process: inflammatory response; cellular response to lipopolysaccharide; neutrophil chemotaxis. NCBI's taxonomy places the organism in Eukaryota, Metazoa, Chordata, Aves, Accipitriformes, Cathartidae. Gene Ontology annotation, cellular component: extracellular region. The record is from RefSeq and is a predicted model, not a curated record. Gene Ontology annotation, molecular function: CXCR chemokine receptor binding; chemokine activity. The transcript is spliced from 4 exons.